This is a messenger RNA of Rubroshorea leprosula, 2941 nucleotides long. NCBI's taxonomy places the organism in Eukaryota, Viridiplantae, Streptophyta, Magnoliopsida, Malvales, Dipterocarpaceae. The record is from the annotation of a GenBank genome assembly.
AUUCAAUUAGUGAUAUAUAUGAAAAUUUAAUGAUAACAAAUUCAAUUAGUUCGCAGAGUACAGUUCACAGUUUUCUGGAUGGUCUUCGAAUUUCUUCUUUUAUAACUUCCCAGAGGAAUUAGAGGCAAAACUCUAUGGAACAGCUUUCAUAUGUAUGGUAAAGUCGUUGAUGUGUAUAUUCCGAGGAAAUGGGAUAAGAGAGGGAAGAGGUAUGGUUUUGUGCGACUAACAGGGGUCAAGAACGAGAUUCAAAUGGAGAGGAGGCUGAAUGAGAUUUGGAUAGGUUCGUAUAAGAUGAGAGUGAAGCUUGCAAAUAACAGACAAAGGAAACCUUCAUCAUAUAGGAAGGUACAAGGUGCUCCUAAAGUCAGUAGAUCAACAAGCAUCAUGAAUAGGCUGGUUCAACCAGGACAGACAUAUGCUCAGGCAGUGAAGGGCCAAGGAAAGAGAGAGGAUAAGGCUCCAGAUCAAUCACAGGAAAAGGAAACAAAAGAAACCCCGAAAAUGGAAGUUGUCAAAACAAGAGAUCAAGAGAAUAAGGAAGCAGAAAAAACAGAGAAGAUUGUUGAAUACAUUCCAUGGGGUGAUGAGCUGAAAUGGCUUGAGGGUGGCAUGGUGGCAGUGGCGAGGUCAAUGGCGUUGAUAUCUGAGAUUCAAGAGCAAAUAGAUGCAGAUGGAGGCUUAAUCUCGUUAUCACCAAUCGGGGGAAGGCGGGUACUAUUAACUGAGAAAGUUACAGGAUUCAUAGCUGAUUAUAUGAAGCAUAAUGAGGAGCUAUUUGGCAUGUGGUUUGAGUCUGUAACACCAUGGGAGAAGGCACCAGAGGAGAAAAGUCAAUUGAAGUGGGUGCGUAUAUCGGGUGUGCCAUUAAAAGCAUGGGGAGAGAGGUGUUUUCAGAUGAUCGGUGAGACAAUCGGAGAAGUUUUGUUGGUGCACGAGGACACAAAGAAGAAAGCAAUACUAUGGGAUGGAAGAGUCUUGAUCCUUUGUUUGGAGUUGAGUAAAAUCUCUAAUCAAGUUAAGCUGAAGGUGGGUGAGCAGGUGUAUGAAAUAGAAAUAGUUGAAGAGAAGUGGCGCUCUGAUCCGGAUUGGUGGUUAUCGGAGAAUGGCCGGAGAAGCGACCUAGAAACGAAGUCCGAUUAUUCAAACUCGUGGUGUCAGAACGAGGAUCCGAAAAUGGAUAUGGAUGUGAUUGGCGACGUUGAGGAUGCAAGAAACGAUUCAGAGCAUUUAAUGAAGGAUUUGAUGUCAAAUUCAAAUUUGAAGAUUGUAACGGAAACAGAGAGUGGUAUUCAAAUGGUGCAAGAAAUAGAUUUAGAAGGAGAUGUAAGCUUUAGGCUGCCCAAGGAGAUUGGGCCACAAAGAGUGAGUUUUGAUGGGCCAAUAGAAGACAGUGGGCCGAUCAUCAAGAUGGGCGGGGGACAAUCAAAGGAAAUGAACUUGGAGGAACCCGGUUUAGAUGCACAAAUAGUGGCAAAAGGAGCACCGUGGGUAACACCCAGAACAAAGCAGCGUCUGGCACGGAGAGAGGGAACCAGCCAAGCCGGGGAUGACAAGGUACACGAUGCUAUGGCUGUCUCUAUUUCAGAUGGAUGUAUUGAAAAUAGAAAUAGGGUGUUGCAGAGGGAGAUGAAUAUGCAUGAGGUGCGUCGGAUGAUGGGGGUAGGGAAGAGAUUGGGUCUUAAUUUCGAGAAUAAUGAGGAGGAGAUUCAAUCAAAGAUGCUGGAGGCAGUAGAUCGAGAAGGGGCAGAGAGGAGGGACGCGAAAGGGAGGGGCUUGGGUGGGACGCUGAAAAAGAAGGAAGUGAGAAGGCUGGUUCAAGAAGAGAAGCCUGAUUUUCUAUUCCUGCAGGAAACAAAGUUAGAAAAAGUGGAUGAAGGUAUCUGUAAACAGCUGUGGAAUUCAGAUGAGGUUGAUUGGGUUGCGAAGGGCUCUUCCGGAGCUUCAGGGGGUUUACUUUGUAUGUGGGAUAGACGGCAAUUUGUUAAGAGGGAAGAUUUUUCUAGUGACGGGUUCGUCGGAUUGGCAGGGGAAUGGGGAGCAAAUAAAAGGCAAUAUUUGUUAAUUAACGUCUAUGGUCCAAAUGAUAGACAAAAGAAGGCUAGUUUGUGGGAGGAAUUGAGGAAAAUGGUGACAGAAAAGGAAGGGUGUUGGUUGAUAGCAGGGGACUUUAAUGCAGUCAGAGGGCUUGAGGAGAGACGAGGUAGAUCAGGAGAGAGCCCAGACAUGAAGGACUUCGAUGAGUUUAUUGUGACAACUGAUUUGGUGGAUGUUAAAUUGUCGAAUAGAAAGUACACAUGGUACAAACCAGAUGGCACAGCAAGGAGUAGAUUGGACAGAUUCCUAUUGAGUACGGAGAUGAGUAAUACGGAAGGAGAGUGGAUACAACAAGGACUGCCAAGGAAUAUAUCUGAUCACUGUGCUAUUGUGUUGAAGUCCAAAACAACAGAUUGGGGACCAAAACCCUUUCGGGUUUUGGAUGCAUGGCAACAACACCCCGAUUUUAAGAAGUUCGUAGAAGAUAAAUGGAGUGAGAUGGAGGUGGAUGGUUUUGCAGGGUAUAAGUGCCAGCAAAAGCUGAAAUUGCUAAAAGGUCUUUUAAAGGGCUGGAACAAGGAAGUCUUUGGGAACAUGGAAGCUCAAUAUAAGCAAGCUGUAAAAAAGAUUGAGCAAGUUGAUAUGCAGAACGAGAUAUCUGAUCUGGAAGAGGCUGAGAUUGUGAAAAGGCAAGAAGGUUUUUCUGAGAUGUGGGAUGUUUUGAGAAAAAAAGAACUGAUAUGGAAGUAGAAAUCAAGGAGUAAAUGGGUGCAUGAGGGAGAUGCAAAUACUCGUUUUUUCCAUAGAGUCGCAAAAGGUAGAAGAGCACAAAACAACAUUGCGGGAUUAAUGUGUGAUGGAGCAUGGAUUGAUGAGCCAGAUUUAGUAAAAAAUGAGAUAGUCA